CUCAAACGACGCAACGCGGGCCGACAAUUUUCUUAAGUUUCAAGAGCGCGUCGUAGCGCCAACGCUGUGUUUCGCCGCGCGGUUAAUAAUCAAACAAAUUAAUAAUUUUUUAAUUACGAAUUUUUGACAGCUGGUGCGCAUAAUUGAUCGACUGAUCGACUGACUGUGCCGAAGCAAAGCGACCGAGUGAGCGCAUUGUAUCCAUCACACCGAGCGGCCAUGAAACGUGUGAGGAGAACCGCAGGUUUUGAAUUCAGAAGUGCUUUGCUGGAUCGCCGGGUUGCUGUGCUCUAUUGAGCGGACUUGCGUGAAAAUCGCGGCCGUUACUUCAAGUGCAGAUCGAAAUCAGGCUUUGCACUCAAGUGCUGUUUAUAUUUGGGUACUUUGUGGAUGUCUGGAACGGCGCUAGCUAUGUUGUUGUGUCGAAGUGUUAUUAUUGCGAUCCUCCUUGACCUUCUAUCCCUAAGCUUUGCGACAAGAACUGCGUUUGUCGAAAUUGUCGUGUGUGAUAACACGGACGAGCGAUCCAUGUACACAGACAAGCUCCAAGGGACUUUUGCAAAUAUCGGAACGUUAAGUCGGGCACAGGGAGACGUAUUACAGAUCAGUCCGUUUGGCUUAUGCAAUAUAUCAAAUGGCGAGUCCCUCUACGAUGACGAGUGGGUGGGCGUGGUCAAGCUGACCGUACCCUCUAGGGAGUCACCAUCAUGUAAUGACACAGUUCAAAAGGCAUUAGGUGCUGUGAAAAAGGGUGCCAAAGCUGUGAUAUUUGAUGUGACAGACAGUCCGGGUGCAGCCGCUGAGUUAAAUUCCCAGAAAACACUGAUACAACGACCAGUCAUAAUAAUCAGUGGGAAACAUGCUCGUAAAUUAAUGACCAUUGUGAGAAGGCAAAAUGUUUUAAAAGCUCGUAUAUCGUGGAAGCCACGCAUGAAUCAAACAACGGAUAGUUCUGGUGAAUAUGUUGAUAUGGUUAUAUUCAUGACGUGUUUUAUUCUAAUCACCAUCACAUGUUUCAUACUUCUCCUAAAGAUCAAGUGGAAACAGACGAAGAAAGAGUCUUCGUUGGCAAAGAUGGCGUAUGAUGCCGUCUCUAAGAUGGAGUCAAAGAAAUACGAAGAGAAACGAGAAGUUGAGACGGUGAAGAAAAUGAAAGAGAAACAACAUGAUCGAGCGUUAGGAAGUCAUUCUUGUUCCGUGGUCGGCAUUUCUUGCGUCAUUUGUUUAGAGCCAUUCCGGCAAGGACAGGAAAUCCGAAUCGUAUCGUGCGGUCACGAGUUUCACCUGAAAUGCGUCGAUCCUUGGUUACUGACGAAUUACACGUGCCCGCUGUGUAUGCUAAAUAUUGUCGAACGAGAAGGAAAUGGGAUUAAAACGGAAAGUCGCUGUUCUCCUUCAAUCAGAAGUGUUUUUCGAUGCUGUUUUGCGUCCAGUCCUCUAUCAUCUUCUAGCAUGGUAUACAGCAUCACGUUGGAGGACUCUCAUAGUGACAAUUUAUCUAUAGCAACAAAUGAUAUGGUAGACACGACACAUUACAAUGAUUCGACUCCUACGAGCGAUAAUUUAUGGACAGAACGAGUGCGCGAGGCUCCUGAAGGCUGCAGACAAGCAGCCGGAACGAGUGUCCCGCAUUUGAGUACAAAUUCCGGGCGUUCAACUGCGGUACUAAACAGCAGGAAUGCAGACAUUUUACAAAAUUCACUCGAUAGAAAUGAUUUGAAUGUUCAAGAAAAUGAAAGAUGGAAAGAAAAUAGGACAAGAGCUGUUCAGAUCGCAGAGCUGGCUAAAGUAAAAUAUACAGAUCUUGGCGAUGCAGUGUGAAAGCUUACUCGCUCCAAAAGUGCAGUAUGAAAGCGAAAUAUUAGUGAAGUCGUGUCGUGAAUGUCUGGUGUUAUCACAGACCUACCCGCGCAUAAAACAUGACACUAUAAAAGGACAGAAAGAAAUAUAAAACCCCGUUUAAUCGAAGAAUGAAGAUUUCUAGAAUUCAUUUUUGCCAGAAAAGAGGAAUGUAAAGUCAAUUUACAGACGGACUCUCAAAGCAUUAUGUUUGAUCGGCUCGUGCGUUGUUGUUGGACAAAGAAAUAAAGGAUAUAUGUACAAAUAUUUUAGGGAGUUUUCGUAUCGAAAUU
Molecule: messenger RNA, 2132 nt
Organism: Dendronephthya gigantea
Lineage: Eukaryota; Metazoa; Cnidaria; Anthozoa; Malacalcyonacea; Nephtheidae
Product: E3 ubiquitin-protein ligase znrf3-like
Exons: 11
Coding region: 391-1821 (476 amino acids)
Biological process (GO): ubiquitin-dependent protein catabolic process
Molecular function (GO): ubiquitin protein ligase activity
Source: RefSeq, a predicted model, not a curated record